Molecule: messenger RNA, 1832 nt
Organism: Zerene cesonia (dogface butterfly)
Lineage: Eukaryota; Metazoa; Arthropoda; Insecta; Lepidoptera; Pieridae
Product: tyrosine-protein phosphatase non-receptor type 11-like
Exons: 12
Coding region: 100-1677 (525 amino acids)
Biological process (GO): protein dephosphorylation
Molecular function (GO): protein tyrosine phosphatase activity
Source: RefSeq, a predicted model, not a curated record
CGCCCGCGCAUUCGGGUUUGAAACUGCGCGCGAAGCAGAUCGUCCUCCGGUUACGGUCGUGCGCUUGUGUUUUACUUGUGUUUAUAUAUAUCAUUGGAAAUGUCGAAGGAUGCUCCUCGUCUCAGCCGGCUGGGGGUUCUAGCCCCCGCCGCCCUGUCGGCGUGUAUGGACGCAUCGGUCCUGGCGGUGCCGGCUGCUGGCGCCAUCGUCUCCACAGUCCUUAAGGAACUCAGCAAGGCUUUCAUGUUAAAAAAAUGGUUCCACGGCAUAAUGUCCGCUAAAGAAGCUGAAAAUCUCAUCAUGGAAAAAGGAAGAAACGGAUCGUUUUUAGUGCGCGAGUCUCAGACGCACCCGGGGGAGUACGUGCUCUCUGUCAGGGUUCGGGGCAGGGUCAGCCACGUGAUGAUCCGAAAACAACAAAACAAGUACGACGUAGGAAGUGGCGAGCAGUUCGACGAUCUAGUCGGUCUGAUUGAACACUUCCGAUCGUAUCCUAUGAUAGAGAGCUCCGGUGACGUGCUACGUUUGCUGCAACCCGUGUCCGGAACUUGUCUCAGAGCGCAGGAUAUUGAUCAGAAAGUUCAGGAAAUGGACGAAUUCAGGAAACUCGACAGCAAAAUGAGUGGCUUCGAUAGCGAAUAUCUCGCUCUAAAGAUGAUUGAUGAUAUUAACGUAUUCACUUCUAACGAAGGGAUGAAGCUGGAAAAUAACAAGAAAAACAGAUACCGAAACAUAAUACCUUAUGACCAAACACGCGUAGUACUGCGCAAACCUCCAGGUCGUCCAGAGUGUUCAGACUAUAUAAAUGCUAGUUUCAUACGCCCUUCUAGACUGAGUGAUUCAACCAGCUCAGUGCAGUCUUCAAACGAAAGCCUCGACAGCGUUCAUUCGCUUGCCGUGCGAAAUGAAGCCAUAGAUGAAGUGCCGUUGGUCUCAAAAUCCAUAUCCGACGAUGCGAUCAGAGAGGUCAAAAGUUGCAUCAAAUUGGACAAGUUUAAUGGGAACUUGUGCCGAAAUUUGGUCAAAGAUAAAUUCUAUAUAGCGACGCAGGGUUGUCUCCCAAACACAACGGAUGACUUCUGGCGCAUGAUAUGGCAAGAAGACGUGCGGGUCAUUGCCAUGAUCACUAAGGAGAUAGAAAAGGGAAAGAGAAAAUGCGAGCGCUACUGGCCACUCAUUGGUCUUGAAGUGAGUCAUGGCGGUCUUGCAAUAAAAUCGGUUUCAGAGAGCUUCUAUGAGGACUAUCGCGUCAGGGAGUUGGAUGUGAGUGACAAGAACAAAUCCAAGAUAAUUUAUCAAUAUCAAUUCACUACUUGGCCAGAUCAUGGAACACCACCACAAGCUGAAGGUGUUUUGAACUUCGUGUAUGACAUAAACAGAAAAAUGUUUGAUAUUGCACGAGAGAAAAAUGCUCCCGAGAAGAACAUUUUGUGCGUUCAUUGCUCCGCUGGUGUCGGUAGGACUGGAACAUUUAUUGCUAUCGACAUGAUUAUCAAUAAAGUGAAGCAGUUUGGAUUUAAUUGUGAGAUAGACGUAUACAAUGCGGUGAAAUUGAUUCGCGCCCAACGCAGUGGCAUGGUACAGAACAAGAUACAGUAUAGAUUCAUAUACUUGGCUCUACAAAACUACAUGGACAGCAAGAAGAUGCGACAGAAGGUUUGCACACCUCGGGCCUAGACGAAAGAGUCCACCAAAGUGUCAAAUGAUAAGACUAAGUGAUGUUAUUUAUUGAUGUUUCGUAAUUUAUCUUGUAGUGUUUACAAAAAUCUAUCUAUGUCAUUCGACUCUCAUCAUUGUAAACCAAAUGAAUAUUAAAGUAUUAAUAAAUAUAG